GAGAGUCGAUCAGUGUUUAGGUUUACUUUGUCGAAGCAGUAUCGCCGCCGCUGUUUAUCGCUGCCAUCCGUAGAAAAGCAUUUGUGAACUUUUGUUUAUCUUCUUGUUUCUCGGUGUAGAUCAUGUGUUAAGGGCGAUAAACAUAUAAUAGCAAGCGGUUAGAGUUGAAAAAUCGUGCAACUUAAAGUAGACCAACCAUUUGUACAAAAGGCAAAUAAAACAUCUCUCCUAACCAAAACAACUGCAUCGACUUACCAUGAAGAAACAAUUUAUUUUUCCGUUGGUCGUAUUAGCCAUCACAUUAAAAUCGUGCGUUUCUAAUCCCUUAUCGAAAUCAAAUUCAAUAGAAUUUCUAAUAUUACACAACAAUGAUAUGCACGCUCGUUUUGAACAGACCAGUGUCAGCGGAGGAAAAUGUUCGCAAGAGGCUGAGAAUACCAACAAAUGUUAUGGUGGCUUUUCCAGGACUGCCCACGAAAUCCGAAAAUUCAGAAAAGAAGCAAAAUCAGGUGGACUAGAAGUACUUUAUUUAAACGCUGGAGACACCUACACUGGGACUCCAUGGUUUACUAUAUUCAAGGACAAUAUUACAACAACAUUUUUGAAUAAACUCUCACCAGAUGCGAUUUCUUUGGGAAAUCACGAAUUCGAUGAAGGGGUUUCUGGAUUGAUUCCAUUUUUAUAUAAAGCCAAAUUUCCUAUAUUAGCAGCAAAUUUGGAUUUAUCAAAGGAACCAGAAAUGCUGAAAGCGAAAAUGCUAAUGAAAUCUACAAUUCUAGAAGUGUCGGGAGUCAAAGUAGGUGUCAUUGGUUAUGUUACACCUGAAACAAAAUUUCUAACUCUAAACAACAAUGUGGAGUUCAAAGACGAAAUAAAAAGUAUUAAUGAAGAAGCAGCAAACUUGAAAUCUCAGGGCAUCAAAAUUAUUAUAGCACUUGGUCAUUCUGGCUACCAAAAGGACCAGGAAAUUGCUGCAAAAUGUCAUGAAGUCGAUAUUGUUAUUGGGGGGCAUACCAAUACAUUUUUAUACAACGGUAAUCAACCAGAUUACGAAAGACCUGAAGGACCAUACCCGCAAGUUGUAACCCAAUCUAGUGGGAAAAAAGUUCCAGUUGUACAGGCUUACGCUUACACCAAGUAUCUUGGAAAAUUACAUGUUCAGUUUGACAAGAACGGAGAUCUUCUCAAGUUUGAUGGGCAACCCAUUCUCUUAAAUGCCGAAAUUCCAAGAGAUUCUGAUAUUCUUGACUUGCUCAAUCUUUACCGGCCAAAUAUAACAGCUCUUGAAAACGAUAUAAUUGGUUACACAAAAGUUCGACUUGAAGGACGCGCUUCAGUAUGCCGAGUUGCAGAAUGUAAUCUUGGAAAUCUUAUAGCUGAUAGUAUGGUAUAUGCCAGAACCAUUCAGGAUGAAGGUGGAAAGUUUUGGUCUGAUGCCGCCAUCGGUUUUGUUCAGGGUGGAGGUAUCCGCAGUUCGAUUGAGAAACGAUCUGAUGGAUCAAUAACCGAGAAUGAUGUUCUUACAGCCUUACCUUUUAAAAAUGAUGUUUACAUGACUAAAGUAUCCGGUAGUACUAUACGUAACGCUCUAGAACACUCAGCUGAGGUAUUCGACAAAGAUUCAAAUGGAGGUUUUCUCCAAGUUUCGGGUAUUCGCGUGGUUUAUAAUAUAUCAAAUCCGAUUGGAAAGCGUGUCCAGAGCGUAGAAGUUCUUUGUUCAGAAUGCGAAGUUCCUAGUUACUCUGAUUUAGAUGAUGGUAAAAUGUAUAACAUAAUAAUAAGUAAAUUUUUAUUGGACGGUGGUGAUGGGCACAAAUUGAAUGAAAAUAAUGGUUCAAAUCAGAGACUGCCAUUUGUUGAUAGUAAAACUUUAUCAGAAUAUGUUAAGGCCCGUAAAAUAAUUUAUCCGGGAAUCGAGGGUCGGAUAACAUGGGUCGGUCAUAACUCGGGCUUUAGUUUAAAGGGAUCUCUAUUUACAAUAAUGUUAGCAUUUGUGUUAAGACAGUUAAUUAACUAAUUAACUUAGAAUGUGGUUAUUUAAUAUUCUGAGUAUCUACAUAACAUCUUUGUUUUAUAGAUAGAUUUUAUGUGUUAAAUGUUAAUUAUUAUUGAGUAAAACUUCUUUUUUUUUUAAACACUAAACGAAUCAUUGUAAAGAUGAAAUUUAUACGUACGUAUCGAAAGAUUCGAGGUUACGGUUUUAACUAAUUGUAAAUUAUUGCUUUAAUUUUUUUUAUAAUCACUGUAUUAUUUAAUAAUAAAGGAUAUUAACAUCUAAGAACAAAUCUUUAAAAAGGAAUGUAUGUACUUGUAUGACCAGAAAUGUAGAAAAAGUGGGAACAUUAUUUAUUGGGGAUUAAGAUCUUACAUAAUAAUGUAUGAUAAAAGGACUUUUAUUGGCCACGUCCUACUAUACUCUAAUAAAAUUUGAAUCCCUACUUUUUUCAGCGUUCCAUCAUAAUUUCUCGACUUCUUCAGGGGUAGUUUUAAAAAAUAAGAGGAAAUUUAGUUUUAACAAUAUUAACUUUGUUAAAUUACAGUUAAAUUUACAUAACAAAAAACAAUUAUAUUGAACAAAAUAUAAUUGAUAAUUUAAACUUGAAAUUCAAA
Molecule: messenger RNA, 2610 nt
Organism: Eupeodes corollae
Lineage: Eukaryota; Metazoa; Arthropoda; Insecta; Diptera; Syrphidae
Product: protein 5NUC-like
Exons: 7
Coding region: 257-2017 (586 amino acids)
Biological process (GO): AMP catabolic process
Cellular component (GO): plasma membrane
Molecular function (GO): 5'-nucleotidase activity; nucleotide binding; metal ion binding
Source: RefSeq, a predicted model, not a curated record